Messenger RNA from Xiphophorus maculatus (southern platyfish), 934 nucleotides. Its product is annotated as receptor-transporting protein 3-like. Gene Ontology annotation, molecular function: olfactory receptor binding. Gene Ontology annotation, biological process: protein targeting to membrane; protein insertion into membrane. Bases 87 to 569 code for a protein of 160 amino acids. The record is from RefSeq and is a predicted model, not a curated record. Lineage: Eukaryota; Metazoa; Chordata; Actinopteri; Cyprinodontiformes; Poeciliidae. The transcript has 2 exons.
UCACAUUCACAAGCUGUUUGACAACUGUGCAGAUCAGCUGUUCCAGCUCUGACUCUUCUUCAAUCAUCUACUUUUAAAAGAUAAAGAUGGAACAACAGGAAUGGAUCCGCAUCUUUCAGAUGGAAAUUGAAACACUUAACCGAAAAGAACACACUUGGCAUUUGGAGUUUGAUGAAAAUAUUGACCCUGAUAAUCCAAACAUGGGCUGGAAGAAGUACUUCAAGAAAACAAGUGCAAGAUUCAGCUGUACCUCAUGCAGGAGAAGUUGGCCUUCAAACCGGGUCAUGGUGGUUUUCCACAUGCGCCUUAUGAAUGGGCGGGGCACCGUCAAGGUGAGGCCUUUGCGCCAAAACUGCAAGACAUGUUCCAAUGCACAGAUGGUGAAACCAAGUGUGGAGUCCGACAACAUUCAAGUCCUCAUGGAGACCCUGAUGGAGAAAAUAAGAAUUAAGUGCUACCAAGAAGAUCUUGGAGAACAUAACAGGAGGCCCAGAAUCCUUGAUGUGCAGAGUCCCCAUGAGCCUGAUCAUUGUGAGGGAUGCAAGCUAGGAAUUUGUACAAAACAAUAACCUAAACACAAUCUCUCUCUUUCUCUCUCUCUCUUUUGCUUUCCCUCAAAUUCAAAUGAAAUAUGUUUCUUAAUAUAUUAAUAUAUGUAAAUAUUACUAUAUACAAUAUAUUAAACACAUUUUUGUAAAGGCAUGUGUCAGUGACUUGUCACUGUGGUAAACUGAAGAAUAAAUAAACAUAAGAAUUUUUUUUUUUGCCUAGAUGAACAUUAAAACAAAAUUUUAAACAUUUGAUUUCUAUAUAUUGUUGUAAAAAAGAAACAAUUUCAGAAAACAUGUAAUGCAUUGUGUACACAAAUACGUAAAUUUGUCUGGAUUAUUGUUAAUGUGGUGAAACAUGCAAAUAAAAAGAUGCUGAUUUCAAA